This is a messenger RNA of Xenopus laevis (African clawed frog), 3431 nucleotides long. It is a transcript of the gene kcnn2.L, whose product is annotated as potassium channel, calcium activated intermediate/small conductance subfamily N alpha, member 2 L homeolog. NCBI's taxonomy places the organism in Eukaryota, Metazoa, Chordata, Amphibia, Anura, Pipidae. Gene Ontology annotation, cellular component: Z disc; membrane. The record is from RefSeq and is a predicted model, not a curated record. The coding region runs from base 894 to 3134 and encodes 746 amino acids. Gene Ontology annotation, biological process: potassium ion transport. The transcript is spliced from 8 exons. Gene Ontology annotation, molecular function: calmodulin binding; calcium-activated potassium channel activity; small conductance calcium-activated potassium channel activity.
AGUGCUGAAACAAUUAAUUUAAGACAAAGUUGUAAUGAAGCCCCUAUCCAGAGGAAUGAAAGAGAUGAAUGUAGGAGUUGCAGUUCAACAAUUGCAGGGGCACAGGUUACACCUGUCUAACUGGUCUGUUAGUUGCUAGACUUUGCAUUCUGUUCUGUUGCUGAUACUAUAACACAAUUAUGGUGGGUUUCUUGCAGGUGCCUCUGUCUCCGGCUGCCAAUGGGAUUAUGAGAAGAGAAAGAUGAGGUUGGAAAUGGUGAAGGCCCAGCAUUGGAUUUGGCAGCAGUGUGUAUGACUUCCAGCAGGAUCACACACAAGAGCAACUCUUGCACCAAAUAAUAACCUGUAAGACUGAUUAGCAAGGACUGACAUUAGACAUCAGAUGUACACGCGGCCUGUGUCCUGGGCAGCACCGAACCUCUCCUUCUAAUGCAGUGACCUGGGCUGCAGCUGUACUAGCGACACCAGAGCAGACAUGAAGGCUCGAGCAAGUCUCCUGAUCAAGAGGCCACGGGCAGCCAACAGACUCUGAUAAACAUCUCCCGGACAAUGAAGCCUCCAGCCAGUCACCCAGUAUCAAACAGUCGCUCCCCUUUCCUGCCCACUUCCAUGGCGCCGCUGCAUUUACUCUAAUCCGACCUGAAUGCAUGGAAUCCCCUCCGGGCAACAGGCUUGGUCCCAUGGCAGCGCUGAGCAGUCUGAAGGAUCUCCCGUCCCCAGGGAUUCCGGAGGUGGGGGCAGACGAGCAGGCAGAGUGCCCGGGAAAUGCUGGGGGAAUCCCCUGUCCCCAGUAACCCUCCUCCCGCCACAGCAGCCUGUCAGCACCGCUACUCUCUCUCUCUAUCUCUCUCUCACUGAGGCACUCCGCUUCUCCCUGCCCAAGCGCUGACGUCAUGCCAGUUGUUUUGGUCCGCCCGACCAAUCGGACGCGCUGCCUGGAUUCUACGGGUGCCGACAUGGCCCCUUCCUCUCGGGUUGAUGGCUUCGCCUUCCCUAGCAGCGCGCAUUACGCUGGGCUCAGUGCCUGGCAAGACUCCUGCAGCUUUAACAGAUCUGACAUGGACACAUCGCUGCAGUUCCAGCGCGGCUUCUCCCCAGAGCAGCAGCACAGUCUCCCCCGGCCGCAGCACCUGCACUGCCAGAGCCCGGACGAGCAGCUCCUGUUCCAAGCGGACGGUCCUUGUGUGCAGUGCAACAGCUGCUCCUUCCACGGGGAUAAUCUGCCUCUUCUCCGCACUUCUUCCCCUAUUGCCGGCGCUUUCCGCACCGGCUCCUCUCCACUCUCGUCCGGCUCCUCCAGGCAGGGCAGCCAGCUGAACGUCAAUGAGCUCACUCCUUCCAGCCAUGCCAGUUCGUCCCGACACCCCCAGUACCAGUCUCAGUACCAGUGUCAGUACCAGUCCCAGUACCACCAGUGCCACAGCCGACAGCAGGCGAGUCCGAGCAGCAGCAGCCAGCGCCGGGAGAGUAACGCUUUCACUGAAAUAGCCAUGAGCAGCUGCAGGUACAACGGCGGGGUCAUGCGACCCCUCAGCAACCUGAGCGCGUCCCGGAGGAACCUGCACGAACUCGACUCUGAGUCGCAGCCCUUACAGCCGGUGUCUAGCGGCAGCGCCGCUCCGGAGAUAGUGGUGUCCAAGCCCGAGCACAACUCCAACAGUCUGGCCCCGUAUGGCUCCGGCGAUCGGUCAGAUGGGCAGCAGAACAGCGGGUCUAAGUCUGGGAAGAAGAAGAACCAGAACAUUGGCUACAAGCUGGGCCACCGGAGGGCUCUGUUCGAGAAAAGGAAACGACUGAGCGACUAUGCGCUUAUCUUUGGGAUGUUUGGCAUCGUGGUGAUGGUGAUAGAAACCGAGCUCUCGUGGGGAGCCUAUGACAAGGGAUCGCUGUAUUCAUUAGCUCUAAAAUGCCUUAUAAGCCUUUCCACGAUUAUCCUGCUUGGUCUUAUUAUUGUGUACCACGCCAGGGAAAUUCAGCUGUUCAUGGUGGAUAAUGGAGCUGAUGACUGGAGAAUAGCCAUGACCUACGAACGCAUUUUCUUUCUUUGCUUGGAAAUACUGGUGUGUGCAAUUCAUCCCAUACCAGGAAAUUACACGUUCACGUGGACAGCACGCCUUGCCUUUUCUUAUACAACCUCCACAACAACAGCAGACGUGGAUAUUAUUUUAUCUAUACCAAUGUUCUUAAGACUGUAUCUUAUUGCCAGAGUUAUGCUUUUACAUAGCAAACUUUUUACUGAUGCCUCUUCUCGAAGCAUUGGAGCACUAAAUAAAAUAAACUUCAACACACGUUUUGUAAUGAAGACUUUAAUGACAAUAUGCCCCGGAACAGUACUGUUAGUUUUUAGUAUCUCACUAUGGAUAAUAGCUGCAUGGACGGUCAGAGCCUGUGAAAGAUAUCAUGAUCAGCAGGAUGUCACUAGCAACUUUCUUGGAGCAAUGUGGUUAAUUUCAAUUACUUUUCUAUCAAUUGGAUAUGGCGAUAUGGUACCGAAUACAUACUGUGGAAAAGGAGUGUGUUUACUUACAGGAAUUAUGGGUGCGGGGUGCACUGCACUUGUUGUUGCUGUGGUUGCCAGGAAGCUAGAACUUACCAAAGCUGAAAAACAUGUUCACAAUUUCAUGAUGGACACCCAGUUAUCUAAAAGAGUGAAAAAUGCAGCUGCUAAUGUUCUCAGGGAAACAUGGUUAAUCUAUAAAAACACGAAGCUAGUGAAAAAGAUAGACCACGCAAAAGUUAGGAAACAUCAGCGGAAAUUUUUGCAGGCUAUUCAUCAAUUGCGCAGUGUGAAAAUGGAACAGAGAAAGUUAAAUGACCAAGCAAACACAUUGGUGGAUUUAGCAAAGACACAAAACAUCAUGUAUGACAUGAUCUCUGAUCUAAACGAAAGAAGUGAAGAUUUUGAGAAGAGAAUUGUUGUCUUAGAAACAAAGCUAGAGACAUUAAUUGGAAGUAUUCAAGCUCUGCCUGGACUGAUUAGUCAGACAAUCAGCCAACAACAAAGGGACUUGGUUGAAAUUCAGCUUCAAAAUUAUGACAAGCAUGUUGCAUACAGUGCUGAGCGAUCGCGGUCUGUGUCAAGGAGAAGAAGGUCCUCGUCCACAGCACCUCCAACUUCAUCAGAAAGUAGCUAGAAGAAAGCAGGUUAACCAAAAAGACUUUUUUUGCCAUCAUAUGGUCAAUAAUUUAGCUUUUAUUGUAAAGCCCUAUGGUUCUAAUCAGUGUUAUCUGGGUUCUGAUGUCAGAAUCUUGGAAACCUGAACACAAAGUUUUAGGCCAAAUAGAGUGAGAACUCUUUUAUUUCUUUCAGAUGCACAGUGAAUGCACCUAUCAUACUAUAUAGAUUGUUUCUCUGUAAUUUCACUAACUUUUUAUUCUUGCACUUCAGACUUUACUACUAUAUAGUAUAAUAAAAUCUUAAUUUCUGAAAA